CUCUCUCUUUCCGGCUUUCCGCAAUUCGUUUUGCACUUUGUACGGAUUAUGGAGAUUCCCGCUCAUCCGUAUCUCGUGGGAAAAUAACCAAAUGCCAUCAGUUUACAGAGGGAAAUGCUCGUCUCCCUCUCUCAACCACCGUUGGGUCAAUUUGUUUCCUUCUUCGUCUUCUUCACACGCACAAUUCCACAUUCUUCACCAAUCUACAUUGUGAGAGUUAGGGUUUAAGAAGGGAUUUACUACCAUUGAAGGCGACAACGUAAACUCACAUGCAGCCGACGAGUGCGCCGUGGCACUUUCCCAGCGGCGGAGACUGUGCGGCCGGCAAAGAGGAGCCUACUAACAACGCUGGGAUCGGCUAUGAAGUUCAGUGUAUCGAAGGCGGCGCUAUCGGUGGAUUUGACGGCGUUGAGGUCCCCGGCCCUUACGGCUCUGUGUUCACGGCUGCGGACUCGGCCGCGGCUUACGCUCCCGACCAGCUCACUCUCUCGUUCCGAGGUCAAGUCUAUGUAUUCGACGCUGUUACCCUGGAGAAGGUCCAAUCAGUGCUUUUACUUUUGGGUGGAUAUGAAUACACUCCAGGAGCAUAUCCAACGCAGAGGGAGAAUACUGACUAUUCAGCCCGGUGUAGUGAUCCAAAGAGAGCUGAAUCUCUGAAUAGGUUUCGUCAGAAGAGGAAAGAGCGGUGCUAUGGAAGGAAAAUAAGAUAUAAUAUCCGUCAUGAAGUUGCAGUCAGGAUGCAGCGUAGGAAGGGUCAAUUUGCAUCAAAGAAUACUAUUGCUGGCAAUGCAGUGAUGGAAUCUGGGCAGGACGAUAAUUCACACCAAGAAAUUUGGUGCACUCAUUGUAACACUAGUUCAAAGGCAACUCCUAUGAUGCGGCGAGGACCAGCUGGCCCAAGAACUCUUUGUAAUGCUUGCGGUCUUUUUUGGGCAAACAAGGGGACCAUGAGGGUUCUUCCAAAGAGAAGAUGCAGCAAUACUUUGACUGAAAUGGAGGAUGGAGAUGAAGAUGAAGAUGACUCUGAUUCUGAUUAUGGGAUACCUCUACCUCUACGCUAUAAUAUCGAUUACAUGGCUUCAUCUGCUGGUGAUUCCUCAGCUGUUUUAAGCCCUGAAAGAGGAUGCCAACAGAGCUAAGAUCUCUCUUACCAUCCAGCCAUGUGAAAGCUAUUUACUAAUUGACUGUACAGGUAUCUUCACAAGUAUACAAGGUUUGAACCAGGUCACUGUUUUGGUAAUUUUUGGAUAGGUUAUUUACAUAACCUAAGCAUACAGUUUUACAUAUCUUAUGUCUAUGGAAGCUAUAUCACCAGAUGCCUCAGGUUAGCUACAAAACUAUAAGUCAAACAAAGCUGAUUAUGUUGGAUUAUCAGAAAUCAUUAGUACUGUAAAGAUGUUUGAAUUUGAUCUGUGAUUAAGUUAAUGCCUAACUACGCAUAGCCUAAGUAGUU
Molecule: messenger RNA, 1453 nt
Organism: Ipomoea triloba (trilobed morning glory)
Lineage: Eukaryota; Viridiplantae; Streptophyta; Magnoliopsida; Solanales; Convolvulaceae
Product: GATA transcription factor 25-like
Exons: 7
Coding region: 270-1139 (289 amino acids)
Biological process (GO): regulation of DNA-templated transcription
Molecular function (GO): zinc ion binding; protein binding; sequence-specific DNA binding
Source: RefSeq, a predicted model, not a curated record